Molecule: messenger RNA, 669 nt
Organism: Leptosia nina
Lineage: Eukaryota; Metazoa; Arthropoda; Insecta; Lepidoptera; Pieridae
Source: the annotation of a GenBank genome assembly
AUGCGACCUACGAUCAGCUCCAUGAACAAACAAGCUGCUAAUAGUGCAAGGAGGCGCGGUCUAACCAACGCUUAUAGCACAGCGAACGUAGCCCGUUCCGAGUCAAGCUCUGAAGCGGAUGAGAGGACAGAGGCUCCGGUACCUCGCCCCAGGGCUGCAUCAGCGGACAGAGCUUCAAGGAGAUUGGGCCGUAGUGGCAGUGAACGUGAUCUGUCAGCGAAGGCGCGCGAAGUGACCAAUCGUCUCGCCUCGAACACGCGACAGAGGACGAAACAAGAGCCGACCGAGAAUAAUAAUUUGUCGUCAUCCCAGCUGUGUUCCGAUCUCACCGAGCAGCUGACAAAGACGGCGAGCAAGGUCGUUCAGCUCUACCGGACCCUGCAGAGAGAACCGAACGCGGCCGCCGACAUCAGUGGACUCGAGGCGGCGAUCCUUGAGACCCAAAAGGUCCUGCGUGGCGCUGUACAAGGCGAGCCAGAUCACAAUCGACAAAGGAUAGAUAAUUUGUUGUCCAAAGAAGGGGCUACAACUGGCAACCCGGCGAUGACUCUCAUAGAGCAAUACUCGGAUAUCUUGCUCAACAUGAUGCAGAGUAAAAUGGUCAACCAAUUCUCGCAGAGUCCUCAAAGUCUACCCCCCACCCCGCGCGAACCCGGAGGAGAAAGCUAG